AUGGGAUGUUCAAUAAAUAAGAAUAAAAUGACAAAUUCUACUACCUUUACUAAUAAAACAAAUGACAAUUUUGAGCAAUAUCUCAAAAGUGUAGGCUCCAUAGUAGAAUCUUAAGAGAUUAGAAAAGCCAAACUCUCAUAUUAAAUAUAAAAAAAUCCUAUAAUAUUAAGGAGACAGAACAAAUCCAAACAGAAACUUGAUGAAAUAGAUUAGGAGAAGUUAUUUGUAAAUUGA
Messenger RNA from Paramecium sonneborni, 234 nucleotides. The record is from the annotation of a GenBank genome assembly. NCBI's taxonomy places the organism in Eukaryota, Ciliophora, Oligohymenophorea, Peniculida, Parameciidae.